This is a messenger RNA of Schistocerca cancellata (South American locust), 1830 nucleotides long. RefSeq lists its product as uncharacterized. The record is from RefSeq and is a predicted model, not a curated record. The coding region runs from base 1 to 585 and encodes 194 amino acids. The transcript has 3 exons. Lineage: Eukaryota; Metazoa; Arthropoda; Insecta; Orthoptera; Acrididae.
AUGGAGUGCGGAGGAGGCGGCGGCGGCGGCGGCGGCGGCGGGCGGCAGCAGCUGGUGGAGGGCGCGGCGCAGCGCCUGGAGCACAUCGUGCGCGCCGCGGAGGCGUCGGUGGGCGCGGGCGACGUGGCGCGGCUGGCCGGCACCGCGCAGCUGGUCGGCGGCCGGGUGGGCGCCGGCGUCGCGGCGCUGCUGCUGCCGCUGGCCACGCUGCUCCGGCGAGGUCGUGGCGCGCAUACAGGCCGUGGCCGAGGGCCACUGCGGAGACGUCACGAAGCUGGCGUCCUGAGCGGCCGGCACCUCACCCCGGCCCACAGCUCAGCCGUCGCCGCCCUAAGGACGCGCGCCGCGGGCUGCCGACUCGUCAGGGGCGCCGCCUAUCGACCCGCCGCUCAGCGCAACGCAGCACUGCGCGGCAUGGCCGGUAACUCCAUUUGGCGCGGCGAGCCGGGCCGGACACUGCUGCGGAACGACAGGACGACGUGUCUCCAGGCGUCCGCGUUCCGGCACCUCACCUCCGGCUCCUCCUCAGCUCUACCCGACCACAUCAGCACUUCAGCCGAAGUCCUCCUCUCCCACUACCGCUGAUAUUCACCUUGUAUCGUUAGUGAUUUCACACACAGGGUGCUCAAAAACUGUUUUAAAUCCUUGUAAGGGUAUUGUAAUGUAGAUUCUGAAAUGAUUGUAAGGGUAGAUGGUGCUGAGAAAUAAUUAAACAGAUAAUAAUUUCGACACGUUACGCCGAGUUAAUUAGAAUUGAAAUUAACCAAUCGUGCCUGUGCGAGCACAAAUUCAAGCGACAUCCAGAGACGGUGUCGUCCAACAUGGGCUCCGAUUCGUUCCCUAAAACCGAAGAAUAGAACGUUACAAAAAUUGGACAUGGGAUGGUAGUAGGGAUCGAACCCAAGCCAAAGGCUGAGCAGUCUCGUAUGCUAUCACCUUAUGAUACGAGAACAACUGAUCACGAAUAGUAUCUGGCAGAAGCUUCAAUGUAUAUACGCGCAAUGGCCGGAUUGGAUAACUUCAAAACUAGUUGGGUCGAAAACGGUGCAACGUAUCGAAAUUUUUCUUAAUUAUUUCUCGGUACAAUCGACCUGGCAACGCCCUUGCAAAUUUUUCACACUGUUUCUGACCAUCCUGUAUUAAUCCUGAUUUCCCAACUUCCGAAACAUAUGCUGUUUCACCACUACCCAAACAUUGGGAAAGAAAAAUAAGCCUUUUAAUUGCAUUUUAGUCAAUAAACGUAAAUGGGAACUAUGUCGAGGGGAAUAUGUACAAUGGAUGUGAAGUUUUGUAAAUACUGUGAUUGAAAUGUAAGCGAGUGUGUUUCAUAUAUACAUACCAAUUUGUGACCAUCCUGUAUUAAUCCUGAUUUCCCAGCUUCCGAAACCUAUGCUGUUUCACCACUACCCAAACAUUGAGAAAGAAAAAUAAGUCUUUUAACUGCAUUUUUAGUCAAUAAACGUAAAUGGAAACUAUGUCGAGGGGAAUAUGUACAAUGGAUGUGAACUUUUGUAAAUACUGUGAUGAAAAUGUAAGCGAGUGUGUUUCAUAUAUACAUACCAAUUUGUGACCAUCCUGUAUUAAUCCUGAUUUCCAAACUUCCGAAAACUAUGCUGUUUCACCACUACCCAAACAUUGGGAAAGAAAAAUAUGUCUUUUAAUUGCAUUUUAGUCGAUAAACGUAAAUCGGAACUAUGUCGAGGGGAAUAUGUACAAUGAAUGUGAACUUAUGUAAAUACUGUAAUGAAAAUGUAAGCGAGUGUGUUUCAUAUAUACAUACCAAUUUGUGAAAGAAAGUGUAUUUUCUUGUACAUUUGACAUUCAGUUAGA